Molecule: messenger RNA, 1608 nt
Organism: Dermacentor silvarum
Lineage: Eukaryota; Metazoa; Arthropoda; Arachnida; Ixodida; Ixodidae
Product: nose resistant to fluoxetine protein 6-like
Exons: 3
Coding region: 533-1219 (228 amino acids)
Source: RefSeq, a predicted model, not a curated record
UUUUUUGCUGCGACACCAUUGCGCGAGAAUAGGAAUCUAGAUUACUCUUGAGUCAUCCUAGUAGACGUGGAAAACCUAAGAUAGUGAUUCUAGUAUCCUAGGAUGGUGAAAAUCCUCGUAUAAUCAUCACUAUACUGGAAAUCCUAGUAAAGUGGUGGUGAAAAUCCCAGUGCACAGCAUGAUGGUAGAGCGGUGGACUGAAGUCAAUGUCCCGAACUUCCACGUACAUAGGAUACAUUCAAUUGCCCCUUCAAAUGGAGGCGGCUGCCGAAGAAAGUAAUCGAAGCCACGAGUUUGUGCAUCGCGCCACUUUGAGAAAUACACCGACGCGACGCGACGCGACUCAUGAACUUGCACUUCGCUGCAAAGCCCCGUAUAGGCUUAGCCACCACGCCGCGAAUGAGCAAAAAAUAUAUAUAUCUUUAUAGAAGAUACAGACUAUGCCGGCUGGCACACACAUGGAGUUACAUAUUGAAAUUAUUUAACACGAACUACAACACAACUCCGAGUGCACACAUAUACAGCAUUAUUCAUGCUAUUGAAGAAGGAGAACAUCAAUGUUUCCUUUUUUUCAUGCGCCGACCUGCUUUUUCAGAUGUUCCAGAUAGCAGCGUGGCUUCUUGCCAUCGCAAGCGGGCUCUGCUGCAUCUUCAUGAAGACAGCAUGGUACCGCACCAACGACCCCACUACCGAGUUCGGCAAACUAUCCACAGCCUUUUUCGACCGCAUCUUGUGGUCCAUUUUCCUCAUCUGGAUCACUCUUGCUUGUGCCACUGGAAGAGGAGGCUUCCUGUGCACGUUCCUGUCGUGGAGUGCCUUCACGCCCCUCAGCAGGCUGGCCUUCGGCGUGUACAUUGUCCACUUGCCCUUCGUACAGCUCACAAUGCACAUAUCUCGGGAACGGAUGUACUACUCGCAUUUCUUCAUUGUUUCGUUCUUCUUCUCCGUACUCGUUUGGAGCUUUCUAAUCAGCUACUUUAUGUACAUUUUCUGCGAAGCUCCAACGGGUAGACUGUACAAACUCAUCUUUGAGGCUCGACGUGUGACAACGGAGAACGAACUCAAGGACGAAGUUAGGAAUGCCAACGGCGCUGAGCCGUCACACGUGGCCGCGACGUUGCAAGAUUCCAAAGUGGAGUUUGUGCAAUACAGCAGCGGCACGGACUCCUUCAAUGGUUUGCAUAACGGUAACAGCAAUCCUACAAGCUGGCAUCUAUAAUGUCAAUGCCAAAGGCCGCUCAUUUAUGUCGAGCGUUCUUAAUUUCCCAUAACGACGAAGUAUAUUCUACCCGUUCUAGGGAUGCAGCAAAAAUGCUUGAUUCUCCCAUCAUUGGAUGCAGAAGGGCCGUCGAUGAAUGUGCGCUUGUCGAUGUAUUUGCAAGAGUGGCCUCCUGUAAUGUUGUAGUGUCUGUAUCCGAAAGGGGGUGAUGGCAAUACAUCUGUCAAGGCAGUUGUAACAAUUUUGUGGCGGAUAGCAAGCAAAAUAAAUUAUUACUACGAAGGUAUACCUGUCAUAUACGUGUUCGAUCAAUGUAUCGUGCUCCUUUUCUUGUACCUUUUUGUCUAAGUGGGCCGAAUGCUCAAAGACCGAAAUAAAGUGGCACAGAG